Pochonia chlamydosporia 170 is the source of this 1092-nucleotide messenger RNA. Its product is annotated as sucrase/ferredoxin-like family protein. Bases 1 to 1092 code for a protein of 363 amino acids. The transcript is spliced from 2 exons. Lineage: Eukaryota; Fungi; Ascomycota; Sordariomycetes; Hypocreales; Clavicipitaceae. The record is from RefSeq and is a predicted model, not a curated record.
AUGGCACCUGCCGCUACGACCCAAUCCCUCCCCCGUAUGCCCGUCAAGCAGAAGAUGGCUGUCUCUCUCAAGUCGCUCAUGUCGUCUGUCCUGGGAGGUGGGAAGGCUGCUACCCCGGCGUAUAAUGAACUGUUUGACAAGACGGACCCGGAGAAGGAUGGCGAGGAGUGUCUGCACGACUGUGAUAGCUGUACGGUCAGAUAUCCGAGGGGAUUCAAGAUCGAGGAGGAUGAUGUCCUGUAUGGGCAUGUCAAGGGGUGGAGUACGCAUGUUGUGGUGGGUACGGGGAAGUCAGACUGGGUGAGGGAUGUGGGGGAUGAGAAGGGCAGUGUUAUGGAGGCUAUUAGUAAAUCGGAUGGACCGAAUAACGGGAGACUCAUGCUUUCAGCAUCAAAUAUGCCCACACCACAUGACACAAACGACUACUCGGAGCCUACAACGCUUCUCCUCCUCCCGGCCUUUACUCUUGUGGAAAACGUACACCCAACAAACGUCGACACCCUCAUCAGCGAAGUCAUCAACAAGGCACCCACUACCAACUCACCACUAGCAUCCUAUUCUUUCCCCGCGUCACUACCCAGUCCCAAGGCGGAUGUCCCCGUCCUUGGCACAAAAACCUGUCCUCACAACGCCGUGAUCCUCAUGUGCAGUCACAGAACACGAGAUGCACGCUGCGGCCAGAGUGCCCCCCUAUUACGGAAGGAGUUUGAACGACACCUGCGGCCCUUGGGCUUGUAUCGUGAUCUUCAUGACGAGAGACCCGGUGGCGUUGGCAUCUACUUUAUCAACCAUGUCGGUGGACACAAGUACUCUGCUAAUGUCAUGAUUUACCGGAGACCAAAUGCCUUUGGGCAAGAUGAGGUGGAUGAGACGGCGGGAGAAGAGGCAGAAAAGAAUGGCGCCUCUAAUGGGACGACCAACGGUCAUACUAAGUCGGAUGUUGGUGCUGCGCAGGGCAUCUGGCUGGCGAGAGUGAAGCCGGAGGACUGCGAGAAUCUGAUUAGGUAUACUGUCCUCAAGGGCAAGUUGGUCAAGCCGGAGAGUCAAUUACGUGGUGGGUUUGACAGAAUGAAGGGAUUGACGAGUUGGUGA